This is a messenger RNA of Chilo suppressalis (striped riceborer), 1723 nucleotides long. The record is from the annotation of a GenBank genome assembly. NCBI's taxonomy places the organism in Eukaryota, Metazoa, Arthropoda, Insecta, Lepidoptera, Crambidae.
GAUCAUUUCAUCUUAGUUUAUGUUAGACUGACAUAAGGAUUGGUUCUCUCUGUUCUAACAACAUUAAGUUUGUGUUUUUAAUAUACAUUUACAUUUAUCUAUAUAAUAACCUUAAAGAUGGCUUACUUUUAUCAAGUUUUAAGCACUUUUAUACUAAGCUACGUUGGCUUGGUCUUGGGUAUCAUGUUCACAUGGCCCUCCUCGACCCUCAUGAUCUUCAGUUCUGCCAACACCACGCUGAACAGAAUCAUGACCGAGGGUGAAUUGGCACUGUUGGGAAGUUUGUCUUCAGUUGGUGCCUUAGUCAGCAUUCCGUUGAUUGGUUUUUUACUGGACAGAGUGGGACGAAAGCCUUGUGCCAUCGGAUCAGCUUUGACCCCAGUGACCGCCUGGGCAAUGAUAUCCUGCAGUAAUCAAGUAGAGGUUGUCCUCACAGCAGUAUUUAUAUCGGGCCUCAGCAGUGGGAUCAUACUCAUAAACACCGUUUACGUGGUGGAAUUCUGUGAAGAGAACAUAAGAGGUUCCAUGACUGGUUGCAUUAUCGCGUUCUACAACAUCGGAAUGUUGGUCUCUUACGUUCUCGGAGGAAACUUGGAGUAUCAGCUGAUGGUGCUCACCAACCUGUCGAUGGCUAUCGUGGGGGUGCUCGGGCUAUUCUUCUUGAAGGAGUCCCCCCUGUUCUUGCUUACCAAGGGGAAGGAACAGGAAGCAGCAAAAUCUUUGGGUUUCUACAGACGUCUGAAGCCAAACUCUAAAGAGGUCCAAAAUGAACUGGAAGCCUUGAAAAGAGUAAUCAGCACAGGAUCAGAAGAAUGCAGUCCAGAAGAAGAAAAAUUGAAUUCUGGCACGAAAAAAGAGAAGCUGUCUAUGAUACAGUUUAUAAGAAAGUCCCGUUGCACACAACGCGCUCUACUCCUCUGUCUCACUCUGAUGACGGCUUCCAUAUUCCAAGGGCUGGCCAUAUUGCAAGUGUAUGCCGAGCCUCUGUUCGCUGAAGCAGUGCCGAACAUAUCUGCCAAUGUGUGUAGCAUCAUAUUGGCGUCUGUGUCCGUGGUCUUUGGGUUGGUGGCGGCGUAUUUGACAGAUAGGGCCGGGCGAAGGCCGCUAGUGAUAUACGGCUCGUUGGCGGCCGGGUUCGCAUGCGUACUGCUAGGGUUCCAGAUCCACAUGCACUGGGCCCCACACUGGGUCACGGCGGUCGCCAUAUACUUCUUCGCAAUAGCAUACAUACUGGGCCCGGGAACCGUACCGUUCAUAUUGGUGGGAGAAGUAUUUCUGCCUGAGGUGAAAAGUUUCGUCGCCAUGCUGGUGAUUGAAUGGACUUUCCUGAGCUACUCAAUCAUAUUAUUUAUAUUCAAUCCACUGGUUGCCCUGAUAGGGUUAGGGCCAGUAUUCUACAUGUUCGCUGUCAUAUGUUUCUUAACUGUAGCCUUCAGUUACUACUGCCAACCGGAAACUAAAGGAUUGACCAUGGACAGGAUACAAGACAUGUUUACGCCCAGAAAGGGACGGCCAAUAGUCUAGCAGAUGUGUUUUUUAUCUGAUGGAAAUUAUUGUGUGCAAAUAAAGCCAAAGUCUAUAAAACUAAAUUGUGUUAAAUAAAUUAAUGUACACUUAAUAGAGAAUGACAUAUUUCGUGAAUGAUAUGUUACUUAUAAGAUUAUGUAGUUCGACUAAAAUGUCGUGAAAAAGAAAAUUUGGUUGAUAUAUAUAUUAUAAAACA